Molecule: messenger RNA, 2550 nt
Organism: Dioscorea cayenensis subsp. rotundata (Guinea yam)
Lineage: Eukaryota; Viridiplantae; Streptophyta; Magnoliopsida; Dioscoreales; Dioscoreaceae
Product: protein ACTIVITY OF BC1 COMPLEX KINASE 7, chloroplastic
Exons: 18
Coding region: 163-2313 (716 amino acids)
Biological process (GO): regulation of response to reactive oxygen species
Source: RefSeq, a predicted model, not a curated record
UUGUUUCUCUUCUUUCAUUGUGGAAGUUUGGGGUUCUCGAUUGGCCUCUCUUUGAGCCCUAAUUCGGCUUGCUGGCUGUUUUGAUCUCCUUUUUCAUUGAUUGGUUCUGUUUUGUGCUCGUCAGGUGUCUCGAGGUCUUCGAUCUCUGGAUUUCUGAUCUAUAUGGCAGUGACACUGGCUUCCCAUCGAUGCUGUUACCGUGGAUUUGAGCAGCUAGAUCGAGGAAGAAUAGCGGAUGAUCUAAGUUUCUCGGGUUCUAUCUCCAAUCUAAAAUAUCCAAAGUUUGAAACUUUUGUGGAAGAUAUUUUGGAAAGAAGACCUGCAAGGUUUGUGUCUGAAGGUCACCAGUUGGAUUCUAAUAGGGUAGGGAUCAAUGGACACUCAGUCAAGUCAAUUGGCCUUAAUGGCCGAGUCACCAGGAUGGUAUCAACAAAAGAAAUAGUGAAGAGUAAGGGUUCUUCCAAUGGGAGGAGAACUGAUUCUGUGAAUGGUUCAAAGGUGGCUGUUAACCGUGUAAGCAUAAUGAAAAAGAAUAGCACAUCAGCGUUGGUUAGAACCCAGAGAAAGCCAGUGACAGAGGAGAACUUUUUUGAUGAAGAGUUGAAAGUUUUGCCUUCUGAUGAAAAUUUUAGCUGGGCAAAAGAAAACUAUAGUUCCUGGCAAAGGACAAUAGAUGUAUGGUCUUUUGUGCUUUCGCUUCGAGUGCGAGUGCUUUUUGACAAUGCGAAAUGGGCUUAUCCUGACGGGUUCACAGAAGACAAGCAGAAAGCUAGAAGGAAAAGGACUGCUUCAUGGUUAAGAGAACAAGUGUUACAACUUGGACCAUGUUUUAUAAAACUUGGGCAGUUAUCUUCAACAAGGUCUGAUUUAUUCCCAAGAGAAUUUGUGGAUGAGCUUGCCAAGUUGCAGGAUAAGGUGCCUGCUUUUUCAUCCAAAAAGGCUAAAGCAUUCAUACAGCGUGAGCUGGGUUCACCUGUUAAUAUAUUGUUCAAAGAAUUUGAAGAACGACCUAUAGCUGCUGCUAGUCUUGGUCAGGUGCAUCGGGCUAUUCUACAUAAUGGGGAGAAAGUGGUGUUAAAGAUCCAGAGACCUGGUCUAAGGAAACUUUUUGAAAUUGACCUAAGAAAUUUAAAACUAAUAGCGGAAUAUUUUCAGAGGAGUGAAACAUUUGGAGGUCCUUCAAGGGAUUGGCUAGGCAUAUAUGAUGAAUGCUCAAAGAUUCUGUAUGAAGAAAUUGACUAUAUCAAUGAAGGAAAAAAUGCUGAUAGAUUCCGUCGGGAUUUUCGUAACAUAAAGUGGGUUCGCGUACCUCUUGUCCAUUGGGACUAUACUUCCACAAAAGUGCUAACUUUGGAGUAUGUUCCUGGAAUUAAGAUAAAUGACAUGGAAAAAAUAGAGGCACGAGGCUACAAUCGCUCUCAGAUUGCUUCUCGCGCAAUAGAGGCAUACUUAAUUCAGAUACUGAAGACUGGUUUCUUUCAUGCUGAUCCCCAUCCUGGCAAUCUUGCCAUUGAUAGGGAUGGAUCUCUCAUUUAUUAUGAUUUUGGCAUGAUGGGUGAAAUAAAAUCCUUCACAAGGGAGAGAUUACUUGAAUUAUUCUAUGCAGUUUAUGAAAAGGAUUCAAAUAAGGUUAUAAAAUGUCUCAUUGAACUUGAAGCACUUAAACCGACAGGAGACUUGUCACCGGUGAGGAGAUCUGUACAAUUUUUUCUGGAUAAUUUAAUGAACCAGAGACCAGAUCAGGAGCAAACUCUUUCUGCAAUUGGUGAGGAUUUGUUUGCAAUAGCUACAGAUCAGCCAUUCCGUUUUCCAGCUACUUUCACAUUUGUCCUGAGGGCAUUCUCAACCCUUGAAGGUAUUGGAUAUGCACUGGAUCCCAAUUUUUCAUUUGCGAAAGUUGCUGCUCCAUAUGCACAGGAGUUGCUAGACAUUAAGCAAACUCAACGAAGUGGAGCUGAACUUGUCCAAGAGAUCAGGCGGCAAGCUAAUGAUGCUAGAGACUCUACUAUAUCAAUGCCAUACAGAAUCCAGCGGAUAGAGGAGUUUGUGAAACAACUUGAAGACGGGGAUUUGAAACUCCGAGUCAGAGUACUUGAGUCUGAACGAGCUGCACGGAAAGCAUCUAUCCUACAAAUGGCUGCUAUCUACACGGUUUUGAGCGGAAGCCUGCUGAAUGUCGGAGUCUCAUUAAGUGUCCAAGGGAAUGAAUUGAUAGCAAAUGGAACAUACAUUGGUGCAGGUGUGUUCUUGGCACUUCUUAUUAGAUCAAUGCAAAGGGUGAAACAACUUGAGAAGUUUGAGAAGAUGAUUUAAUUGGUGUUUUUUUUCACAAGGAACAGUGUUACAAUCAUUAAUUUUUUUUUUAUUCUUUUACAUGUAACACCAGAAAUUACGUCGAAAAUGCAGAAGGGGACCAUUAACCCCAUUGAAGUAAAUAGAAGACGAUAAAUGUAAUAUUUGUAUAUUAUAUGUUCUUGCACAUUAAAAUAGGUUUGAUAUCCAAUGAAUGUAAUACUUUCAUUUCUUGAAAUAAAAACUAUAAUGUAGAUA